CACCUUUACAUCUUUUCUGUCAUAUACCACAUCUCAUAUUGAGUCACUCAUCAUGCAUGAUUACCUUGGCCAUCCUCUGGGGCUAGUGGGUUGGUUUGCUCGGACGAUCCAAGCCAUCAGCUCGAUCAUCGUCCUGGGAAUUACAGCCUGGGCUGUGAGUGAGGACAACAAGACUCUCAGUGUUAUUUUCUCACUUGUCAUUGCUACAACGAGUCUGGUCGUCAUAGCUGUAGCUGUAGGCAUCAGCUGCUUAGCACGUCGGGCCAAGUGGCACAUUAUCCCACUAUUUGUCACCGAUGCAAUCAUAUCCUACCUGUGGCUCACCUCGUUCAUCCUGCUCGCUCUGAACUUCAACCGCAGGACCUGUCGCGUGAACCGCUGGAUUGGAGAAGUAUCUUGCUCCCGAAGCUAUACUGCCGAGGCAUUUAGUUUCAUUGCAUUUUUCACUACUCUCAUGGGCCUAUUUUUGGAGACCGCCUACAUUUACUGGGCGAAGCCUGAUAGUGUGCCCGGAACGGAAAAACGGCUACAUCAAGAACGCCUUUCUGAAAACCUCAAUGCGGCUGGCCUGACAUAAGGGCUGUUUUACAAGUGCCUAUCGGUGAAAUCUCGUGCAGCGGCUGUCCGACACCACUUCCUCAUGAUAUUUUU
Aspergillus neoniger CBS 115656 is the source of this 651-nucleotide messenger RNA. Its product is annotated as MARVEL domain-containing protein. The record is from RefSeq and is a predicted model, not a curated record. Gene Ontology annotation, cellular component: membrane. The transcript has 4 exons. The coding region runs from base 53 to 577 and encodes 174 amino acids. NCBI's taxonomy places the organism in Eukaryota, Fungi, Ascomycota, Eurotiomycetes, Eurotiales, Aspergillaceae.